Bombina bombina (fire-bellied toad) is the source of this 570-nucleotide messenger RNA. Its product is annotated as bombinins BLP-7/H-BO-like. The transcript has 2 exons. NCBI's taxonomy places the organism in Eukaryota, Metazoa, Chordata, Amphibia, Anura, Bombinatoridae. Gene Ontology annotation, biological process: defense response to bacterium. Gene Ontology annotation, cellular component: extracellular region. The record is from RefSeq and is a predicted model, not a curated record. Bases 1 to 420 code for a protein of 139 amino acids.
AUGAAUUUUAAGUACAUAGUUGCAGUGUCUUUUUUAAUAGCAUCUACAUAUGCACGAAGUGUAAAGAAUGAUGAACAGUCUCUGAGUCAGAGGGAUGUUUUAGAAGAAGAAUCACUGAGGGAAAUCAGAGGUAUAGGAGCAUCCAUCCUAAGUGCUGGUAAAUCAGCUUUAAAAGGCUUGGCUAAAGGAUUGGCUGAGCAUUUUGGGAAGAGAACAGCUGAAGAUCAUGAAAUGAUGAAAAGACUGGAAGCCGCAGUGCGUGAUCUAGAUUCCUUGGAUCAUCCAGAGGAAGCUUCUGAAAGGGAAACCAGAGGCUUCAAUCAAGAGGAGAUUGCAAAUCUUUAUACUGAAAAAGAGAAACGCAUUAUAGGGCCAAUAUUAGGUUUGGUUGGUAGUGCACUUGGAAGUUUACUUGGAUAAUUAUAACCAGUAAAACUUUGCUUUCAUUAAUGUUUGUAAAAUUAAGCUAAUCAGAUAACAUAAUAAAGCAUAAAUAAAACUCACAAAAAGCUAUUUAAACAAACUGCAUGUUCUAUACUUUGCUAUUAAAUAAAAAUCAUAUGAGCAAAA